UCGUGUGUUGUGCCGGAUAGUUCGUGAUACACGCGUAUUCACGCUCUACUGAAGUUGCCAGAAUAUACUGUGCAUUCGUUUUUGAGCGUUGGAAAUUAUUGGUAAGCUGGCUCGGCAAUAUAAAUUUUACUAAUUUUGUACACUUGAAACAAGGAGUCCCCUCACGUCCUCUCACUGUCGCUCCAUCGAUCGCGCGAUUUCGAGAUGAGCGCGAAGGAGAAUUCCACGGCGCCGGCGAAGAACACGGCCGCGUCGAACGCGAAACCCUACGGCAAGAUCGUGCUAACGUUGAAGAAUUGCCUUCUGCCCGACGAGAAGCUCAACUCAACUCCCUCGUAUUUGGACGGCCUGGACGCGGAGACCGAGACAGACCUGCGGAUAUUAGGAUGCGAGCUUAUACAGACCGCCGGUAUUCUGCUGAAGUUGCCACAGGUCGCAAUGGCUACAGGACAAGUGAUAUUCCAACGGUUUUAUUAUAGCAAAUCGUUAGUUAGACACAAUAUGGAGACAACUGCGAUGGGUUGCAUCUGCUUAGCCAGCAAAAUUGAGGAGGCACCUAGACGCAUCAGGGACGUGAUCAAUGUUUUCAAUCAUAUCAAGCAGGUUUCCAGUCAAAAGCCGAUACAACCUGUGAUUCUCGAUCAGAAUUACGUAGCGCUGAAGAAUCAGGUGAUCAAGUCCGAGAGACGGGUGCUGAAGGAGCUGGGUUUUUGCGUUCACGUAAAGCACCCCCACAAGAUCAUAGUCAUGUACUUGCAAGUCCUCGGAUACGAGAAGAAUCGCGCUUUGAUGCAACAGAGCUGGAACUACAUGAACGACUCGCUGCGCUCCGACGUGUUCUUGCGUUAUCAGCCGGAAACGGUGGCAUGCGCUUGCGUCUACCUGGCCGCCCGUCAGCUGCAGCUGCCGCUUCCUACAUCGCCCUCCUGGCUCACGCUGUUCCGUGUCAGCGAGUCCGCCAUUCGAGACGUCUGUCGGCGUAUACUGCGUCUCUACUCCAGGCCGCGCGUCAAGUCCGAGCAGCUGGAGAAGCGCGUGGAGGAGCUGCGACGUCAGUACGAGGAAGCCAGGACGAAAGCGCGCGGCGGGGACGUCGAUGGACACACACCGAGCCCGCCAUUACCGAAACACCACAACGCCUGGGGCGGAUUCAUCAGUCGCAGCGGCACACACGCGGCUCCCGAGAGAACGAAAUCACCCAGACGUUCAAAAUCACCGAGCACCUCGCCGUCGCGAGGCGAAGGGACCAAACACUCCAAGCGUAAGAAGCACAGCAGGAGCAGGUCCCGUAGCCACAGCCGCGGCAGAUCCUGCAAGCCCAAGAAAACGCAGCGGAGACGAUCGGGAAGCCACAAAUCGUCCCGCAGCCGUUACAGGUCACGCAGCCGAUCCCGCGAGAGGGACUUGGAGAAGUCGAGCAAACACCGCAGUAAACACAGGCGGCACUGAAUUUAUGCGCACUCGACAUGAGCCAUGAAGCGUUCACGGUCGAGUAUAUUGACAAAUAGAUUUGUAAUAUAUAUACAUACAUAUACUUAUAUAUACAUAUAUAUAAUAAAACCUCGUCCAGGCCUA
This is a messenger RNA of Dinoponera quadriceps, 1575 nucleotides long. Its product is annotated as cyclin-L1. Bases 205 to 1449 code for a protein of 414 amino acids. The record is from RefSeq and is a predicted model, not a curated record. Gene Ontology annotation, molecular function: cyclin-dependent protein serine/threonine kinase regulator activity. The transcript is spliced from 4 exons. NCBI's taxonomy places the organism in Eukaryota, Metazoa, Arthropoda, Insecta, Hymenoptera, Formicidae. Gene Ontology annotation, cellular component: nucleus. Gene Ontology annotation, biological process: regulation of transcription by RNA polymerase II.